Knipowitschia caucasica is the source of this 420-nucleotide messenger RNA. The record is from the annotation of a GenBank genome assembly. Lineage: Eukaryota; Metazoa; Chordata; Actinopteri; Gobiiformes; Gobiidae.
AUGAGUGUGAAAGAGGAAGAGAGGGCUCUGCUGCUAACUGGACUCCUGUGUAUUCACUGCAGUGCGAAACACACAGGGGUGGGGGAUCCACAACAUCUGGGAACCAUCAGGCCAAAAGAGCCUCAGAUCAAGAGAUUCCAGUCCCGACCCUGUGUCCCCUCUCCCAGCACAGCACCUCCAGCAGCACCUUUCCUCUCCAUCUGUCUGCCCCAGUCUUCCUCUCCUCCCCUCACACUGCCCAUCAUUUCCAUCCCCCCACCUCAGCCUCCCCUCGACCUGCUCUGUCUGCAGGAGCACAGCUGUGUGUGGCUCAGAGCACAUUGUCUCAUAUUGUCCAGCGCUGCCAUCCGACUUGGAAGAGCUGUGCUGAGCCAGGCCGGUCUUAGCCAGAGCAGUCCCAGUGGGGGUUUGAGGAGCUAG